UUCAGAGUGACGCGCCCCAAGCCAUCUGAGCACCUGUUACAUUUAAUAUAUCUUCAUUGUCCGUUCGAGAGCCGGCGGGUAAAUUUGCGUUAUAAUCAACUUGUUUGUCCAUUUGCGUGUGUUUUGUACUGUUUACUGUAAAAAUGUCCGAACAAGAAGCCGCAGCAACAAACGAAGAGCCAAAAAUCGAAACUCCAACUGAAAACAACAAAGAAGUCAAGGAAAAUGGAACCGGCGAAUCCGCUGAACCUGUUGCCGAAGAAAAAGAAGCGCCCAAAGAAAUGCGGGCUGUUGUUCUCAAUGGAUUUGGUGGCCUAAAGUCUGUUAAAAUACUAAAAAAACCCGAACCCACUCUCAACGAAGGUGAAGUUCUUAUAAGAGUCAAAGCAUGUGGUUUGAACUUCCAAGAUUUGAUGGUGAGACAAGGUGCCAUCGAUUCCCCUCCAAAAUGCCCUUUCAUUCUUGGAUUCGAGUGCGCAGGAGAGAUUGAACAACUUGGAGAAGGAGUGGAAGGACUUGCCGUUGGCGAUCAAGUAGUAGCUCUACCAGAGUACAGAGCCUGGUCGGAACUGGUAGCAGUCCCAGCCAAAUAUGUCUACAAACUACCAAAGGACAUCUCCCAUCUGGAUGCAGUCACCAUUACCAUGAACUACACUGUAGCCUAUAUCUUGCUCUUUGAAUUGGCAGGAAUUUCCCAAGGAAAAUCAUUGUUGGUUCACUCUGUAGGAGGAGGAGUGGGACAAGCUAUCGUCCAACUGGCCAAAACCGUUCCAAACGUGACGACUUUCGGCGUGUGCUCCAAGAGCAAGCACGAGGCCCUUAAGACCGCCAACUCUCCCAUCGACCAUCUUUUGGAAAGAGGAAGUGACUACGUCAGCGAGAUCCGCAAGGUUUCUCCCGAUGGAGUGGAUAUCGUGCUCGAUUGCCUCUGCGGCGAAGAAUGCAACAAAGGCUAUGCUAUCCUUAAACCGAUGGGCAAAUACAUUUUGUACGGCUCGUCCAAUGUGGUCACCGGAGAGACCAAGAGUUUCUUUAGCGCAGCCCGUUCGUGGUGGCAGGUUGACAAAGUUUCUCCAUUAAAACUUUUCGAUGAGAACCGUACUCUGUCAGGCUUUAACCUGAGAAGAUUGAUGUACGCGCAGAAUGGAGCUGACUACGUACAAAAAACCGUUCAGGAAGUCUUCAAGCUGUUCCAGGACGGCAAAAUCAAGCCACUUCUCGACUCAACCUGGGCUUUGGAAGACGUUGCUGAAGCAAUGCAAAAAAUGCACGACCGCAAGAAUGUCGGCAAGAUCAUUUUAGACCCAAGUUUAGAGCCAAAACCGAAACCGGCCACUCCAGCCAAGGGCAAGGACAAGAAGAAGCAAUCUUCUGAAGAAAAGAAAGACAGCAGUGAAGAAAAGAAGGAGGAGGAGAAGAAAGAGGAGAAGAAGGAGGAGGCAAUGACUAAUGGAGAUUCCGCUGGAGAAUCCGAGUCUAAGGGUAAAGAAAAUUCGAGUUGAAUUAGUUAAUUCGCCGCGUCCAUCUCCUCUUAAGUGUAUCAAUUUUAUUUUAUCGUAAUUUAAAUAGUUUGGCUUAAUUAUAUUUUAAUGAAUUGAAUUUGCACUUCUUCCAGUGAAAUAACUAACAAACUAAAUUAUUUUUAAUUUUGAUUUAUUAUUGCCGAUCUCAAAUUAUUCACGUUGACCAUAUUUACGGAGCUGUGUUAUUUUUCUUUAAGAUAGUAGGUUUAGAUUUUAAGGAAGUAAAGUCUGUAAAGUGACCAAAUGAUUUUUUUUAACAUUUUACGUAAUUUAACUACUUAUAAAUAUGUAUAAAUUUUCAGAUAGUUAUUGUUUUUUAAAAGUUUGAUUCUAUAUUUUGUGUUUGUUUUUGUCGGUGCUAUUUUGAAAAUCCUAGAAUAUUGUACUGUUAAUUUUCAAAGGGCCUUUUUGUUAAUUUUUAAGUGGUUAAGUCAAAUUUAAUUUUAGGAAAAUCAAAACACAUAUCCGUGUGUAUCAGACCAAAAUAUUUAGGUAGCGUUUUUAUAUAAACUAUUUUUUCAUGCUUAGUUAAGAUUUAUAUAAAAUAAUCCUUGAACUUGCUAUUUUUGCUAUAAUACCAUAUAUUGGACUUUGCAUAUCUUAGACCGAAUUGUAAUCCACUUGUGAGUAACUUUUUCUUACAGGAAAAAUGCCUUUAAUUACUUACUUUGAGCUAAACUACAUCCUUCAGUAUUAGGGGCACUUUUUCUUACAGGUAUUUCACACAUCACAUUGAGCACAAUUAAUUUUUUUCAAAAUUUUACAAAGGUACAACGUGGAUUGACUUUGAUUAUUUUCUAAAAUCACCCUAUAUUUAAAGAAUCUCAUAACGUUUUUGAUGUUUAUUAUUAAAUAUACAAGGUCGUAUCUCUAUAAAAGACCUGUAUUUUAUAUAGUGUGUAAGAAAAAUUGCAGUUACUUAUGAGAUUAUUUUAUCAAAAAAUGUUUACCAAUUGCUUAAAUGUCUAUUAUCAAUUAAAUGUGAAAUUUUGUGCGAUAUAAUAUUAUAUUUUUCGUAAGGGGUGUUGAAAGAUAUAAACAAACAUCAAAUUUAAAUUCGGUGUUUAAUUAUAUUUAAGGAAAAUUGUAUAACCACUAUUUGGAAACGCUAGAAGAAUGUUACAUUGCUAUUCAUUGCUUCUAAAUUAUUAAGUGUAAAGACUGAUGUGUUAUGCUAUGCAUAUUGUUUGUUUAUAAGCCUGUAUUAUAAUAAAUUGUAUGAAUGCUUAA
This is a messenger RNA of Brassicogethes aeneus, 2753 nucleotides long. The record is from the annotation of a GenBank genome assembly. NCBI's taxonomy places the organism in Eukaryota, Metazoa, Arthropoda, Insecta, Coleoptera, Nitidulidae.